AUGGGCUUGAUCACCCCCCAAAGUCCAGAUUCCCUAUCAAGAUUCAGUUUGGCUGAUGAUACGAAUAGCAACUGUCAUUUUUGUGAUAUUUCUCACUGUUUCCAUAUUCCCUUCUCUGUCAACAUUGGUAUCAUGAUUGUCGACCAACCUAGUCCUGUGGUGGACCAAACCCUCCAUCUACCGAGGAUUCUCUGUCUUCACGGCGGUGGAACAAACGCCAGAAUUUUCCGAGCACAAUGUCGAAUUAUUAAGCGAUAUCUCUCAACCACUUUUCGACUUGUUUUUGCCGAGGCGCCCUUUUCGUCUGAUGCUGGCCCUGAUGUGACUUCGGUCUACCAAGAAUUUGGACCUUUCAAGCGCUGGCUGAGAUCCAAAAAAUCCCAUCCCAAAAUUCAUCCCGACAAUGCCGUCAAAGCAAUUGAUGAUAGCCUGAAGGCAGCCAUGGAUGAGGAUGAUCGUCUAGGGGGACGUGGCGAAUGGGUCGGUCUGCUUGGGUUUAGUCAGGGAGCAAAAAUGUGUGCAAGUCUGCUAUUCCGUCAGCAAGUGCGAGCGGAAAGACUCGGAUUGCAUUGCACCGGCUCAAACUGGCGUUUUGCGAUUAUCCUCGCUGGCCGAGGACCUUUGGUUUCUCUUGAUCAUCACCUGUUGAUGACCCCUGCUGUUGUAGCCGCAUCCGAAGCUUCUACUACUGCGUUGCCAGAUGAAUGCCUUCGUGGUAGCACAGAGCAUGUUUUGUAUCUUCCCACGAUUCAUGUCCAUGGUACACAGGAUGCGGGAUUGAAUGAGCACCGCAAGCUUUUGUCUCAAUACUGCGAAGAAGGUACAGCAAGACUGAUGGAAUGGGAAGGUAACCACCGAGUGCCCAUCAAAACCAAGGACGCCAUAGCAUUGGUACAAAAUAUUUGGGAUAUUGCGUAUGAGACCGGCAUUUUGACGAAGCAGCUUGACGUGGAGGCCAUAGUACAGGCUGAAGCCUUUCAGCCUGCUAAUGUUUUCAGGCCGCGGACUAUCUUGGCAUAG
Molecule: messenger RNA, 1020 nt
Organism: Talaromyces stipitatus ATCC 10500
Lineage: Eukaryota; Fungi; Ascomycota; Eurotiomycetes; Eurotiales; Trichocomaceae
Exons: 2
Coding region: 1-1020 (339 amino acids)
Biological process (GO): secondary metabolite biosynthetic process
Cellular component (GO): nucleus; cytoplasm
Source: RefSeq, a predicted model, not a curated record